This is a messenger RNA of Fusarium oxysporum Fo47, 828 nucleotides long. RefSeq names its product glycerophosphoryl diester phosphodiesterase. Gene Ontology annotation, molecular function: phosphoric diester hydrolase activity. The transcript has a single exon. Gene Ontology annotation, biological process: lipid metabolic process. The record is from RefSeq and is a predicted model, not a curated record. Lineage: Eukaryota; Fungi; Ascomycota; Sordariomycetes; Hypocreales; Nectriaceae. The coding region runs from base 1 to 828 and encodes 275 amino acids.
AUGAACUAUAUCGAAUAUAUCGCCAAUCCUCAUCGCCAGUGUGCAAUUGUCGCCCACCGUGGCUUAUGGAAUGAAGCUCCUGAGAACAGCUUGCUUUCCAUCCGACGCACCAUGGAAGCUGGCUACAAUGUUGUUGAGAUAGACGUACGCCGUGCCGCUGAUGGCGAAUUCGUACUACUCCACGAUAGUACCCUGGAUCGGAUGGCCGGCAUCGAUAAGAAGCCAGAAGAGUUGACUUUGAAAGAACUGAUAUCGCUUUCGCUGAGAAACCGUGAUGGAGGCCCAAAUAAUCCAUUCACCAAGGAGAAGGUGCCCACCUUACGUGAUGUCUUUGAGCUCACCCGCAAUAAGAUUUUCAUUCACCUCGACAUCAAGCAUCGUCAUGUCAUCCCAGAAGUGCUGGACUAUGCACAGAAGAUGGGUAUCGAAAAGCAAGUGGAUUUCUGGGCUGAUCUAAAGACGGAACUUGAUCUAGCCUGGAUCAAAGCCAAUAUCACCACGCAUAACGUUCCGUUCAUCGCACGCACCCAUCUCGAGCAUGAUGACUGGCGAGAACAGGCCAACCUUGCUCUUGACCUGAAGCCCCUAAUCUGCGAAGCCUCGUUUCGGGACCUCUCGCAGGUCGAUGCAAUGAAGCAGCAAUUCCAUGAUGCCGGAAUCACGCUCUGGGUCAAUACUCUCGACAGUGUCGCCUCUCCAGGCUUUACUGACAGCGCUGCAUUGGAGGACCCUGACAAAGUUUGGGGACGGCUGCUCCGGGCUGGCUUCUCCGCGAUUCAGACGGAUGAGAUGGCGGCACUGCGGUCUUUUCUCCCCGCGCUUGAUUGA